Dermochelys coriacea (leatherback sea turtle) is the source of this 5170-nucleotide messenger RNA. It is a transcript of the gene EPB41L4B, whose product is annotated as erythrocyte membrane protein band 4.1 like 4B. Lineage: Eukaryota; Metazoa; Chordata; Testudines; Dermochelyidae. Gene Ontology annotation, cellular component: cytoskeleton. Gene Ontology annotation, molecular function: cytoskeletal protein binding. The coding region runs from base 294 to 2807 and encodes 837 amino acids. The record is from RefSeq and is a predicted model, not a curated record. The transcript is spliced from 25 exons.
CCGGGAGCAGCCGCCGCCCCUACAGGUUGCCUCGCGCUGCGCCUCAGCGCCAGCGGCGGCAGCAGCAGCGGCUCCCCCUGGCCGCCCCGCGGCGCGGCUCCCGCCCCAUCUCCCCCGCCCCCUUCCCUCGGCCGGGCGGCGCUGCACAGGGCGGAGCCGGGAGCCGGGGAGGGUUGGCCCCGGUGCCUGCCUCCCGGCGGGCGGCGCUGCUGGGUCGCUCUGGGAGGCUCCCCGGGGCUGGGCGCGGAGCUGCGGGCUCGGGGGUGUGAGCCGCCGGGUUGGGCGCCCCCAGGAUGCUGCGGUUCCUGCGCAGGACCUUUGGCCGGCGGUCGAUGCAGCGCUACGGACGGGGAGCCGGGCGAGGAGGCGCCUUUGGAGCUGGGGACGAGCGGGACGGGGGGCCGAGAGGAGCCGCCGCCGCGGAGGGGUUCCCCUCUUCCCCGCACCCCGGAGGAGCCGGGCACAGCGCCGGAGCCGUUGUCCACAUCCCGGCGGCCGGGGACAGCAAAGUGGCGCUGCAGUGCCGGGUCCUGCUGCUGGACGGGACCGACGUCAACGUGGAGCUGCCGAAAAACGCUAAAGGGCUGGAUUUGUUUGACCAGAUUGUCUAUCAUUUGGACCUUGUGGAAACUGAUUACUUUGGCCUACAGUUCAUGGAUGCCUCCCAGGUUACACACUGGCUGGACCAUUCUAAACCAAUUAAGAAGCAAAUAAAAAUUGGACCUCCGUACACUUUGCAUUUUCGAAUUAAAUAUUACUCAUCAGAACCGAACAACCUUCACGAGGAGUUUACAAGGUACCUGUUUGUAUUACAGCUCCGACAAGACAUUCUUUCAGGAAAACUGAAAUGUCCGUAUGAUACUGCUGUGGAACUAGCAGCUCUAUGUCUUCAAGCUGAACUUGGAGAGUGUGAGCACCCAGAACACACACCAGAACUAGUAUCUGAAUUCAGAUUUACACCAAACCAGACUGAAGCUAUGGAAUUUGAUAUCUUUCAGAAAUGGAAAGAGUGCAGGGGAAAAACCCCAGCCCAGGCUGAAUUGUGCUACUUGAACAAAGCUAAAUGGUUGGAAAUGUAUGGUGUAGAUAUGCAUGUUGUUAAGGGAAGAGAUGGAUGUGACUACGCACUUGGACUUACGCCAACAGGCAUAUUGAUCUUUGAAGGAGCAAACAAAAUAGGUUUAUUUUUUUGGCCUAAAAUCACUAAAAUGGACUUCAAAAAGAGCAAAUUAACACUUGUGGUUGUAGAAGAUGAUGAACAGGGCAGAGAACAAGAGCACACAUUUGUUUUCCGGUUAGACAAUGCAAAAACUUGCAAACAUUUGUGGAAAUGUGCAGUGGAACACCAUGCAUUCUUCAGACUGCGAAUACCAGCAAACAGUAAAUCUAGCAGAUCUGACUUCAUAAGGCUGGGUUCACGCUUCAGAUUCAGUGGUCGAACAGAGUAUCAAGCAACACAUGGGUCCAGGUUACGCAGAACCAGUACAUUUGAAAGAAAACCCAGCAAACGGUAUCCAUCACGAAGGCAUUCAACAUUUAAAGCAAACAAUCCUGUGAAGGCAGCACAACUGUGUGCAAAAAAUAAUCCUGAAGUCCAUAACUACCAGCCACAGUAUCACCCUAAUAUACAUCCUGGUCCACCACACUGGCACCCUCAUACUCCUGUGAACGUAAGCUACCCCUUGAACAACACUGACCUUCAUCAGUUCAACAUUGAAGAAAAUGGUGGAGCACCAUUUACUACAAAAAUGUCUGGAAGGCAUCACCACCACCACCACCACCGGCAUCACCAUCACCACUCUAAUUAUGGAGUAAUUGUUCCCGACAGCAAAGAUAUUGUUUCUGGAGUUCCAAACCCAAAUAAAUUGAGCUCAGGACUUCCCCUCCUUUAUGAUAACACUUCUUCCCAUCUGAAGAAGAUGGAAGUGGAGACUGUGAAGGUAGUUGGACCAUGGCCAGCUCUGCACAUCAAUAUAAACAAGGGUGAAGACAAGAAAGUUUCUGAAAAAAGUCUUCAUCCCCCAGUGUCACCUUCCUCCGUACCCGAUCAUAUGAAAUGUAACAUCCUUAAAGCUCAAGUAGAAGCUGCUUUUAGAGUGGGUGCCCAGCAGGUGGGGAAAGAAGACACAUCAUUUGUAAAUACCAGUAAGGCCUCCAGUCUGCAGGACCCUAAUGUAAGAAGUCCAGCACCAGUACGACCAGAAACUACACCAUCAACAGGCACUACAGAAAAGCAGGAAAUUAAAGUUUCUCGUGUGAGGAAGUUAACAAGACAGUACAGCUUCGAUGAAGACGACCUUCCUCCAGCACUGGCAGCGGCAGCAGCAGCAUCAACAUCCGUUUCAUCAGCAUCUCCCGUGUCACAGAAAACGUGUACACCACAAAUGUCAGAAGGACAAACCCAGAUAUCACCUGGUGCAAAGAGCCCCACGGAUGUUGGAAGUACAUUUGCAUUGGAGCCAGGUGACCUUUUGAUGGAUUUCACAGAAGCCACACCUAUGAUAAAGACAUUCCCUGCUGAUACAGCUAAUCCUUUUUUCGAUCCUUUUACAACAGUACCACAGUUUUCUGCAGAAUUUAUAGACAGCAAAUUAGUGUGCUGUGCUGUGCAGUCAUCACCUAAGAUGUUACCACCUGUAUCUCCUUCACCUGCAAUGAGGUCCUUGGCAGAGACCGUCCCAACCCCAACAGUGCAGACGAUAUAUUCAUCACACAAACCUAUUUCUCUGGCAGACAGUGCUGAGACUCUGAGGCGUGAACUCGAGAGAGAGAAGAUGAUGAAAAGACUGUUGAUGACAGAAUUAUGAAAUUCUCACUUCGUCACAUGGAGACUGGAUCGGGGCCUUUCAUGUGCCUUCUGUCUGUUUACAUUCCUCCACUUCUGUGUACUCAACAUAAUGCAUCAUGAAAAUGUGUUAUGUUCCCAGCUCACUCAGAUUCAUCACAGUUGGUUAAAAUUAAGUCUUGGCUUGACUUUAACUUGGAGGAGUUUCUUUAUUCAUUUACUGCUGGGAAAUAAACCUUCAGUCCUUUAUUUAUCAUGAGUAUUAGGAUUUUCUACUAUUAUAAAAUGAAUUUUAGGGUUGGUUUUGGUAAAUCUAAGGUAAAAACGAUCAGCCAGGAACAUACUAAUUUCUACUGAGAAACACUGUUCUGUAUAUAUGUUAAUAACUGCACAGAGAUUAAUGUUAUGCAGAAUAUUUUGAUAGUAACAUAGAAAAUGUCAUUUUGUAUAACUGAAAAUUGCACCGAGUUACUGCUGUUUGUUAAAGAAUCAUUUUUAAAAGCAGAAAAAUGAUUAUUAUAUCUUAACCCUACGACUCUUCGUCUCUGCUGAAAAAUAAAUGGCUGUCUUAUCAAAUUUCUAACUUAAUCUUUACUCAGAUAUAUGUAGAUAUAUAUCAGUGCUGCCUAAAAUCAUGUCAUCUUGAUUUGACACUGAAAGAAAUCAUAUGGUAUUCCUGGUAAAGAAAAACUUCAAUGGUUCAAAGUUGUUUGCUAUUGACACCCUUAUCUUUAAACCAAAAAACAUUGAAUCAGAAACCAGUUUUAACUAAGACUCUGAUUCUACAAACACUUGCAUGCACGUAUGCAUGCAUGUUUACAUCAAGCAACUGAGUGGUUCCACUGAAAUUAACAGGACUACUCCCUUACUUAAUGUUAAGCAUGUAAGUGUUUGCAGGAUUAGAGCCUUAAACAAUUGGUUUAUGGUAUUACGGUCAUAUAAUAAUACUAUAGAUCAUAUUUCCUAUAAAACUGUCCUAUAGUUUUCCUUUUUUAGUAGUGCAGAAUAGGUAAUUUAUUUAAAAAGCUGACAACAAUUGAUCAUCAGCUACAACACGCGAUUUUGAACAGAAACCUUGUAUGUGUUUUAUAUGGCCCAAGAUCUAUAUUUUUCUGUUACCCUGUACAGUAGAUUCUCCUGUUUUUAGUAUUGUUAAAAUCAAAAGAUGCCCUUAAUUUGAUACCAACGACCAUAGAUUUAUCUAAAUUUAACCAGCCUGUUGGCUUUAAAGGUAGGAAGUGCGUAUAGUAAGAUUCCAUUUUCUUCAGUGUUAGUUAUGGUCAUUUAAUAUGAAAAAUCUUGAGUGCAUUUUAGGACUCUUGAUUGCAACUUGAAGACAGAAGAUUACUUGUUUAUUUUAUAUUAAUUGGGGCAGGAAAUGAACAGAAGGCUCUUCAAUUAAAGUCCGAUAACUUUGAACCUUUUCUAUAGCUAUAAAAUGAAGCUAAAGUAAGUGGCAUCAGUGUCAGGAACAAAUCUGGGAUGCACCCUGUAAUGAAAUGGCUUAACAUACAGAAUAGGCCCAUGGAUCUGUACAAGUGCCCAGAUGUCUGGCUGGUAUGUUUCUGAGUACUCGACUGACUUUGCUGCAUAAUCAAAAUGCAUCUGGGACACUGUACAGCGGAUUUCUAGUUAUGAUGUCAACAGAUUUGGUGGCAUACUUUUUGUACAUCCAUUUCCAUCAAUCUAAGGUUAUUUUUUUAAAAAUGGGCAUAUUAACUCCCUCUGAAGAAAUCACGGAGGCAAAGAAUGCUUCAGGAAUAAAAGACUGGCCUUCAUUCUGCCACUAAUCUUUUCCUCACCUCAUUCAGAGGGAUUGUGGAGGAAGGAAAGCUCCAGCCUAAGGCACCAUGGGUUAAAAUAAUUUUUGCCUGGUCACUAAUAAAAAGAGAACAGCCUAAAGACAAAUAAGAAAAGGUUCCUAUAGCGGCCACUGUUUUCAGAGACAGGAAGCAAAAAUAACUCCAAGAAUGGAGUUACCUAAACUGCACUUUUCUACUAUUUGCUUCUGUCCUGCCUGUUCUUAGGCAGCCAUCAGUUACAUGCGAAGAUACUUCAAAGAAUGUGCGGGUGGCCACUCCCAAAGGUUAUCAAGGAGAAAGGACCUGAGAAGAUAGCUCAGUGGUUCAACACUCCCCUGAUUUUUCUAUUGUGUGGAUUACUGUGUGCUUAUUCAAGAGUGCUAUUAUGGGCAACUGGAAACCGUGGAACCUGCUUUGGUUGGGGCUACCUGCUUCUGGUUAGCUGCAUUAAGCAAUGUAUUCACAAGGACCAAUGUAUUCAGAUAGAAUGAAUGCUAGACGGGAGUAGCCCAUUCGUUUUUCUGGAAGAUAAAUAAGCUACACAUUUGUUCUUGUACAGAACAGCAUGGCAGUCCUAAUGUAU